This is a messenger RNA of Amborella trichopoda, 898 nucleotides long. The record is from RefSeq and is a predicted model, not a curated record. NCBI's taxonomy places the organism in Eukaryota, Viridiplantae, Streptophyta, Magnoliopsida, Amborellales, Amborellaceae.
AUGUGGUCGGUGUCCCAUUAUCUCAUUGUAAUCCAACCAAAACCCCUCCCCUAUAUAUAUACGCCUACCCCCCAACAUCCAUAAUCCUCCCCUCCCUCUCUAUCUCUAGGACUCCCUUCUCUACGGUUGUAUCUCUCUAGGACUCCCUUCUCGUCUGUUUUUUACAGAACCCUCCAUCUCUUUCUCUUCCAAUGACGAGCUUCAGCAGAUGCAACAAGAUCCGCCACAUAGUGCACCUGCGUCAGAUGCUCCGGCGGUGGCGCCGCAAAGCCGCCGAGGCUGCGAGAGUCUCGGCUUUUCCGAGUGGAUUUUCUGGAGUGUUUUCGGGUGGCAUCCCGGCGGAUGUGCCAGCCGGCCACCUGGCUGUGCAGGUGGGGUCGAAGAGGUUCGUGGUACGCGCGACCCACCUGAACCACCCCGCCUUUCAGAGGCUUCUGCGGGAGGCGGAGGAGGAGUAUGGGUACGAGCAGCAGGGGCCCCUGUCUCUGCCCUGCGACGAAAGGGUGUUCGAGGAGAUUUUGCUAAUUAUCGGGGGCAAGGGCAAGGGGUGUGGAAAUGGGCUCUGGAAGGAGUCUUCUAUGCCCUUGCUCCAUGGCCUUGUGGAAAAGUCUGUUGGGUGAGAGAUUUCCCUUCUUAUGGGGGGGAGGGGUUCCGGAAUUUUGUUUUUCCGGUGAGGGUUUAUUGUUCUCCGAGGACCUGUGGAGAUGGCAAGCGAAGCGAUUCGGAGUCGUCCCGUGUUCGAUACGGAGCAAUAAGACCGGCAACUGUGCUUGCCGUCCUUUGAGACACAAGUGAUUUGUGUCCUGUGUCCUCUGGAGAGAAACAGACUGUGUAAUGUGUAUAUUCUUGUAACUAUUCAUUCAUUAAUUCAAGAGAGAAGUACACUUCUUGAUGGUAA